ACAACGACAACAGCCUGUGGGGGCAAUGGCGUUUAGCAUUUCCAAGCCGCUUUCAGUGUGAUUUGAACAGGCAAAGGCAGGCACACAGUCGUUAAGCGCGUUAUUCAACUCCAACCGAUUAAUAUAAGACAGCAGAGCUUUCUAAAUCGUCAUUUGCAGCCAUGGAACCGAAGUUUAUUCUCGGACUCUUGGUGCUAUUUAUUGGGGAAAGGCGACAGGCUUACGCACAAGAAAUCUUCGGGUAUUGCACAACGCCCGAUGAGAACAGUGGGACCUGCAUUAAUCUCAGGGAAUGCGGAUAUCUGUUUGAUCUGGUACAAAGGGGAUCUGUUUCGACCGAGAGCCGCCAAUUCCUCCAGAACAGUCAAUGCGGGUAUCGCAGUGGACAAGUCCUCAUUUGCUGUGCAAACAACCGGAGACUCAACCAGCAGCCGGUGUGGGGAAAUCAGGGUCAAACGCAGCAGCCCACCACCCCUCGAGUUUUUACUUCGAACCUGCUCCCCCAGCCACCCAAUUGUGGGGAGAAUUUCAAUGAUCGCGUGGUAGGCGGCGUGGAAACGGGCAAAAGGGAGUUUCCUUGGAUGGUGCUAAUCGAGUACACGAAACCCGGAAACGUCAAAGGCCACCACUGUGGGGGCUCGCUGAUCAACAAUCGCUAUGUAAUCACGGCGGCGCACUGCGUUUCCGCCAUUCCAAGUGACUGGCAGCUGACGGGCGUGCGUUUGGGAGAGUGGGAUACGACCACUAAUCCAGACUGCACAACCGAGAAGAACGGCCGAAGCGACUGUAAUGCACGCUUCGUGGACAACGCCGUGGUUGAGCUAAUACCUCAUCCGCAGUACCCAGGCAACGCACGGGACCAGCUGCACGACAUUGCGCUGCUGCGGCUGAGAGACCCAGUCGCAUAUACAGAGUUCAUUUCUCCAGUGUGCUUGCCCAGUCUAGCAUCACAGCGCGACGCGGGCUUCCUAGGCCGCAAAUUGGUAGUCGCCGGAUGGGGUCGCACCGAGACCAACUUCACGUCCAACAGAAAGUUGAAGGCAGAAGUGGAUCCAGUACCGCUGAGUGACUGCAACAAACGGUAUGCUGGCCAGCGGCGCACCGUGACAUCCAAUCAGAUUUGCGCUGGCGGCGUUGAGGGGGUCGAUUCAUGCCGCGGAGAUUCCGGAGGUCCCCUCUUGUUGGAAGAUUACAACGAGGGAUAUUCCAACGUUUACUUAGCCGGCGUAGUCUCCUAUGGACCAACACCAUGUGGUAUGAGGGGAUGGCCAGGUGUAUACACAAGAGUGGCGGCUUAUCUGGACUUCAUCGAGAAUAACGUCCGACCAUAGACUGGAAAAUACGAGUGUGCUGCACUAAAAGACUACCUACAAAAUGGUGUCAAUUUUGAAAUCAUGUUGAAUUUAGCCAGGUAGGAGUUGGAUUUUGGACGGAGAUUUCUACAGCAUAUAUCGAUUUUUAUACAAAGAAAUUAUACAAUAAAUAAAAUGUAACUUUUGUAAAUGUAA
This is a messenger RNA of Drosophila obscura, 1508 nucleotides long. RefSeq names its product melanization protease 1 (gene MP1). Bases 162 to 1331 code for a protein of 389 amino acids. The record is from RefSeq and is a predicted model, not a curated record. Gene Ontology annotation, biological process: proteolysis. Lineage: Eukaryota; Metazoa; Arthropoda; Insecta; Diptera; Drosophilidae. Gene Ontology annotation, molecular function: serine-type endopeptidase activity. The transcript has 4 exons.